Lactuca virosa is the source of this 336-nucleotide messenger RNA. The record is from the annotation of a GenBank genome assembly. NCBI's taxonomy places the organism in Eukaryota, Viridiplantae, Streptophyta, Magnoliopsida, Asterales, Asteraceae.
AUGAAACACUCUAAGAACUCCAACGUGUUUCAUUCAUCAAACCCAAAUCCUGUAAAGGGUUUCACGGGACACGUCGGAAGCAGAUCUUAUGCUGAAGUUGCAGGAGCCAAUAAGUACAACAAAACAAUUCCCCCACCGCCACCUCCGCCACCUAUACUCGCAACCUCUCUGUAUAUCGAUAAGGAUAUGGAGAGAUGGAUCCAAAAGACCACUCUAAUUGGCGAAGUAAUAUCUCUUGAUCAUCUUGGUAACCUCCGUACCCUGCUGUCAAUUCAUAGUGAUAUAGUGGCCAACAUGAAAUAUGCAGGUCGGAUAAAGGUCAUUCUUAGUUUCUAG